Molecule: messenger RNA, 1686 nt
Organism: Myotis brandtii (Brandt's bat)
Lineage: Eukaryota; Metazoa; Chordata; Mammalia; Chiroptera; Vespertilionidae
Gene: MFSD12
Product: major facilitator superfamily domain containing 12
Exons: 10
Coding region: 1-1347 (448 amino acids)
Biological process (GO): carbohydrate transport
Cellular component (GO): membrane
Molecular function (GO): symporter activity
Source: RefSeq, a predicted model, not a curated record
AUGGUCCAAGGAACCCCAGAUCUAUCUGCUUCAGUUUACCCAUUUGUCACAGGGGCCAUAAGCCUGAGGUGCUCUGGGCUGCUGAUCCCAUACACCACACUGCGUGACUUUGGGAGGGUCUCUAGCCUUUUCUGUGUCUCUAUUUUGUUCCCACCCGGUCACACCCCAGGGAGCCCUGGGCCACUGUGGGAAGGUCCGGCGUAUGACCCCCUACUCUGCCCAUCCACAGGCACCAUCUGCGUUCUGCUCUCCUUCCCUUUCAUCUUCAGCCCCUGCCUGGGCUGUGAGGCAUCCACACCUGAGUGGGCCGCCCUCCUCUACUACGGACCCUUCAUUGUCAUCUUCCAGUUUGGCUGGGCCGCCACACAGAUUGCCCACCUCAGCCUCAUCCCCGAGCUCGUCACCAAUGACCACGAGAAGGUGGAGCUCACAGCUCUCAGGUACGCCUUCACUGUGGUGGCCAAUAUCACUGUCUAUGGUGCUGCCUGGCUCCUGCUCCACCUACAGGCCUCUGCAAAUACGGGGCCCACCCCGGAUGUCAGUGACCAGCUGGGGGUCCAAGAUGUGCCAGUAUUUCGGAACCUCUCCCUUUUGGUGGUGGGCAUUGGUGCCAUCUUCUCACUGCUGUUCCACCUGGGCACCAGGGAGGGGCGCAAGCAGCUGGUGGAGGAGCCGGAUGAGCACAGCCCCCUGUUGGCCCCCACCACGGCCCGGCCCUUGCUGCUCUGGAAACACUGGCUGCGGCAGCCGGCCUUUUACCAGGUGGGCUUCCUGUACAUGAGCACAAGGCUCAUCGUGAACCUGUCCCAGACGUACAUGGCCAUGUACCUCACCUACUCCCUCAACCUGCCCAAGAAGUUCAUCGCCACCAUCCCACUGGUGAUGUAUCUCAGCGGUUUCUUCUCCUCCUUCCUCAUGAACCCGAUCAACAAGUGGAUCGGGAGGAAUAUGACUUACUUCGUGGGCCUUCUGGUGAUCCUGGCCUUUGCGGCCUGGGUGGCAUUGGCAGAUGGGCUGGGUGUAGCUGUCUAUGCAGCAGCUGUGCUGCUGGGCAUGGGCUGUGCCACCAUCCUUGUCACGUCCCUGGCCAUGACAGCUGACCUCAUCGGCCCCCACACGCACAGUGGAGCCUUCGUGUACGGCGCCAUGAGCUUCUCGGAUAAGGUGGCCAACGGGCUGGCAGUCAUGGUCAUCCAGAGCCUGUACCCCUGCUCCUCGGAGCUCUGCUGCAGAGCCUGCGUAGGCUUCUACCACUGGGUGAUGGUGGCUGUGACAGGCGGCGUAGGUGUGGCCGCCGCCCUCUCUCUGUGCAGUCUCCUCAUCUGGCCCAUCCGCCUGCGGAGUUGAGUCCCUGGAACUCAAGCCUGACAUUCCCAUAUGGCCUCCUGCCCUAUGCAAAUGAGCUGCAACUGCACAUUUCACGCCCUGCUCCUCAGGUGCCCACCUUCCCCUUGCCUGGCUGCAGGGAUGGUGGGUGAGGACAAGAGGGGCUGGACCCCACUGGCUCAUCUCCACUGGGGCGAGACACAUAGCUAGGCCCUCUGGUAUCGGAAGCUCAUGGGUCCUCAUAGACUUGGGGUGCCUUUGCUAUGUUGGGACUGCCCUGAACUCAGCUCCCCCUCACCCCUGGUCUAGCUAGGGUCUCCAGGGCGCUGCUGGCAGUGAAUAAAGAGCUGCUCACGGUAA